This is a messenger RNA of Blepharisma stoltei, 873 nucleotides long. NCBI's taxonomy places the organism in Eukaryota, Ciliophora, Heterotrichea, Heterotrichida, Blepharismidae. The record is from the annotation of a GenBank genome assembly.
AUGGAGAAGCAAAAUGGUUCUACUAAACCCAAGCAUUGUGAUAGCUCUCUCAGCAGCUCCACCAAUGGUUGCACUAAGUCGAGCCCCAGUCCAAGCAAGCUCCAUAAAGACUAUAAAAAUGAAGACUUAAGUGAGCUGCAAGACCGCCCCAAAAUCAAUGAAGCUUCUCGGCGAUAUUUGCCCAAUUACAUCCCCAUACAUAAACGAGUUGGAGAACUCGUCCGCCAAAAGAAUGAUUAUAUAAAGCAGCUCAAGUUGGAGUCAGAGGUUAAAAAGCGGUCAAAAGAAGAAGCUGAAUGCACAUUUACCCCAAGCACGCUCAACCAGACCAAAAGAAGCCCAGUUGAGUUUUCUAAUUAUGCAUACAGCUGGCUUAAAAAAUGCAAAACAGAGCUAGAGAAAAAAGAAAAGGAAGCAGAAAUAGAAAAAUACGCAGAAAUGAAGGAAAAGCCUGACAUACUCGAGAUAUCUAAACAGAUGUCAGCCAGGGUAAGAUAUAAGUAGAGAAGCACAACGCCUGUGUUUGAAAGGCUGUAUAAUGAUAGAAAAAGAGAGAAAAAUGAGACUGCGAAUUCGUUCAGCCCGAUGAUUAAUUCUAAGUCUGCUAAAAUGAUUGAAUUAAAGAGGGAUAAAGCAGUGUUUGAUAGGCUUUACUCUUUAAGAAAAGUUAAAGAAAAGUCCCCUAAAAAUGAGGAGGCCACAAGAGUAAAGAAAAGGAGAAUGAAUAAAAGCUAUAAUUUUGAUGAAAACUGAAGUAAGAGCUAUCAAAUUAAUGCCAGUCGAGGAAAUAUUUAUGAUGAAAACAGCGGUAUUAGCAAUGUUAGCUAUACUGAUGAUCUGUGUGCAUUAUUGAAAUCAAUUAAAGGAUUGUAA